CUACAGCGGGAGUCAACGUACGUUUUAUGCAGCAUGGCUGAAAACUGUUCCACUUUGAUUGGCGUGAUUGUUGAUGUGUCUGGUUCGAUGAAACGCAAUAUCGGAGAUGGAGUUCACGAAGAAGGAGGAGAAUGGAUCCAAUCUCUCUUUCGAGUUAUUGACAGCUUAAUCACACAUGAUGUUUCAGACUCCAACCACAUGUUUGCAAUCGGGAUGGGAGCGAACAACCCACGCACAAUUUUUGACGUUCUACGCACAAUUGAAGAUUUUAAAAAUAUCAAAACUAAUCAAACCCGCCUUAAUCAUGCAAGCACUAUUGACAGUAUUUUGACAAUUUUAGAAAGUGCAGGGGCAUGUGCAGUAAGAAAAUGGGCCUCGGCGAGUGCUAUUGGUGAAAAGGUAUCGCAUGACGAUGCGAAGAAGUUGUUGUAUUACGUGAAAUCCAGGCCAGGUUUUGCAAAGGGUGUUGUUAACAGUUGCCUUCCAAAUGCGUGCAAAGGAAUCGAAAAUAAUUCUCCAGAGUUCGUAGGGUAUAUUCCUUUUGCCCAUCUACUAUUACGCUCGGGAGAAUCAGCUGUGAGCACCUUUCGCCCUGCCGGUGAGAAAGAAAUAAAAGAUGCUAUAGAAAAGGCAAAGUCUCUUCUAGAGGAGGAUUUCUUGAUCAGGGAAGUAGAUGUUCAAUCAUCUAUAUUUACUGUUAAAGAAGCAUGGGGCAUUCUCCGUGGAAGCGUCGAUAAAGAUAAACUCACAAACCAGCGAGUCCAGGAAUUGAUGGAUGACGUCAGACCUUUCAUAUAUGGCGGAUCGACACCUUUUUAUGAAUCACUGGAAAUGGCUUUGCAACUUUUCACCUUUUCUCCAAAAUUCAAAUAUCAUAAGAAGCUUCUACUUGUGAUAUCAGACGGAUACCCUACAGAUGACCCCUUUUUCACUAAAAAAGAUCUUUUGAUCGCGAAGUUUAGGGAAACAGAUAUUACUAUAGUGUCCUGUUUCAUCACUAGAUUACAUGAUGAUGUCGAGCCAAAAAGAUUGUUUAGCAAAGAUUACCAUUGGGAGGACGGUGCCAAGCUUUUGUUCGAAUUGAGCUCUAAGAUUCCAGCAGACUUAGUGCCUCGCACUAUUUUCGUCAAGCGUGGAUGGAAGAUCGAUAUCACCAACAAUGAAACCAAAUUGUUUCUUCAAGUAAAUCAUCCUGUUUUCUUGAAAGAUGUCUGCGAUUUGGCACGUAAUGUAGUAUGCUGUCAAGAUGCUCUGGCAGAUGCUUUGACUUCAGUUUCACUAGAUAUUUACAUCAACCAAAGCAGAAAUGAUUUUGGCGCCAAAAAACAAGAAGGAGGCACUAGCUAUGCAAAUGCAUCAGCUGCUGUACUCUAUCUCUCCAUGAAGCGUAUACUCGGACGACAAGGUGGUUAUCCAGAAUUCAAUGAUUUGCGGCAAGAGCUAAUUGAUGAAUAUGGUGAAGAUGGAGCA
This is a messenger RNA of Exaiptasia diaphana, 1470 nucleotides long. RefSeq lists its product as uncharacterized. The annotation marks the transcript as partial. The transcript has 2 exons. The record is from RefSeq and is a predicted model, not a curated record. NCBI's taxonomy places the organism in Eukaryota, Metazoa, Cnidaria, Anthozoa, Actiniaria, Aiptasiidae.